CCAUAAGCUUCCCCCAAGUCCUUCCCAUCCCCCUCAGAUCUCUCUCAAACCUCAUCUCUUUCUCUCUCUCUCUCCCUUCUCCUUUUCUCCCUCUGAUCUCUCCUCUCACCCUUUUUAAGCCUCCGAUUACGAAUUUCUGAACCUUCUUCUCUAUAAAAGACCAAACUUUUCGAAUCCUUGGCGCCCUUUUCUCACUGAUUCCGUGAUUUGUCCUGCGAUCUGACACUCCAAAACCCCCUAUUCGUCGAUCGGAACCCGAGAUCUCCCAUACAAGAGAUAAAGGUCUGUCCGUUGGGAGGAAGGGGAAUAAAUGGCGGAGCAGGGCGGGGAAGGGAGCCAGCCGGUUGAUCUCUCGAAGCAUCCUUCAGGGAUUGUUCCCACUCUACAGAACAUAGUCUCGACUGUCAACCUGGACUGCAAAUUGGAUCUCAAGGCCAUUGCUUUGCAAGCCCGUAAUGCUGAGUACAACCCCAAGCGUUUUGCUGCUGUGAUUAUGAGGAUAAGGGAACCAAAGACUACAGCGUUGAUAUUUGCAUCUGGGAAGAUGGUUUGUACUGGAGCAAAGAGUGAACAGCAGUCAAAAUUAGCAGCACGAAAGUAUGCUCGAAUCAUCCAGAAGCUCGGGUUCCCAGCUAAAUUUAAGGACUUUAAAAUUCAGAACAUUGUGGGCUCCUGUGAUGUAAAAUUUCCAAUAAGGCUCGAAGGUCUUGCAUAUUCCCACGGUGCUUUCUCAAGCUAUGAACCAGAAUUGUUCCCUGGGCUGAUUUACCGAAUGAAACAACCGAAGAUUGUCCUCCUGAUCUUUGUGUCCGGCAAGAUCGUUCUCACUGGAGCUAAGGUGCGAGACGAGACUUAUACGGCUUUUGAGAACAUAUACCCAGUGCUUACAGAGUUCAGGAAGGUUCAGCAAUGAUAUCUACGGGAGGAUUUUGUCGCCAUGCUUCAGGGAGCUUUUGGGUGGGAGUGGUGGUCACUGACUUUGGAUUGAUUGAAUUGUAAAUAGAGCGAGGAGAUUGUGAACAUGGCUUUCCUUUCCUGUAAUCUGAAGAGAUCAGCUCCGCAACUAUAUAAUAUUCCAUGUUAUAUACUUUUAAGAUCCCAUGUCCAAAACGGUUGAAUAUAAAGUUCCCAUUUUGGUCGUUAAAAGCCCCGGCAAGGGGCCGAUAAUUGGUACUGUGGAGUCGGGAGAUGUGGAGUCGGCAGAUCACCGAUGUUUAAUGUUAUUAUUUAUCAGACUGGUCAUGAAUUUGUACUGUGAAAACAGUGACAUGAAGAUAAGUUGCCUCUAGUCUUGCACUUUUUGGAGUGCCAGAGUUUGAGAAA
Messenger RNA from Punica granatum (pomegranate), 1323 nucleotides. The record is from RefSeq and is a predicted model, not a curated record. NCBI's taxonomy places the organism in Eukaryota, Viridiplantae, Streptophyta, Magnoliopsida, Myrtales, Lythraceae.